AUGUCAUACGAGCUUUCACGGAGUCUCUUCGCGAAUAUGAAGUUUUUAAGGUUUUCUUUCGAGCUCCAUGAUUUAUUCGGAUUGUGCUUAGCAUUACUCGCUGCAGGCAUAAUUAAUUAUUACUACAAGUAUUACACGAGAGAAAAUCCUCUUCCUGCUCCUUUUCCUCUUCCGUUCGUUGGUCACCUCUUUGAUCAUCUUAUUGCCGGCAAGGAUUAUUAUGAGUAUUGCUGUACUAUACAUUCCAAAUAUGGGCACAUCUUUGAGCAAUGGCAUGGAAGAAAACGUAUUAUAUUUGUUACCAAACCAGAAUAUUUAGAUAUUCUUUUCUCGUCAUCAACUAAAAGUAAAUAUUUGAUUAGAGUCCAUGAUCCCGAAGGUUUAAAGGAUUUAGGAAUUUACGGAACUGGACUUUUAUUAAACCAUGAUAUUGAUAAUUGGAGGUUUAACAGGCAAUUUUUUACUCAGGCAGUACAAACGACAGAUUUCUUAAGGGAAGCCGUGGGUUGCACUCAAGCGGCAUUUAAUGAGAUGAAUGAAUAUAGUAAGUUGACAUUGGGAAAUGAUGUUAUAAUUGAUUUUUCCAAGUUGUCACGUACUAUCACCACGGACGUCAUAUUUCAAAUGAUCACUGGAAAGAAAUUGUGGACCACAGCUUCGUAUUUUUCAACCAUUUCGUCCAAGUCAAAAUUAAUAAAAUUGCAGAAAUUUGAUGAAGAAAAUAUGAAAAAAUCCUCUAAGAUAUCACGAGCAUUUGAAACUUUUCUUAGUGGUAUAUUCUUCUUUAUUGUAUUUCCCAAAUGGAUAAGAAAAUAUCUCCCCAAUUUUAGAGUGGAACAAAAUAAUAUUUUACAAGCGCGUGAUUACCUGUUUAAAGAUUUGAAAGAUAUUAUUCAGGAGAGAAGGAAAGAGAUCGAGGAUACGCCGAAAGAUGAGAGAUUAAAAUAUAAUAUGUUAACUCUAUUAAUUACGGCCAACACAGAUAGGAGCAUCUCUGAUGUGAAAGAUAAAAAUAAUGAAUAUACGGAGCCUUUAACGGAUAAAGAAAUACGUGGAAUUAUUCUAGAGGCCUUAGGAGGUGGAAUUGACACCAGCGCAAGUACAUUUAACUUUGCCAUUUAUUACAUUUCUCGUUACCCGGAUGUCAAAAGUCGAUUAUGCAAAGAAAUCGACGAUUUGUAUACUCAAUGUCAAAACAAGCCGAUUACAUUUGAAGAAUUAUCGUGCUUGACCUAUUGCGAUGCUGUGAUCAAAGAAGUAUCUCGUAUAGCAAAUAUAGUACCUUUUUUAAGCCGCAUUAGCUCUGAGUCGGAUAUAAUCGAAAAUACUAGACAAGACGCGGGCACAAAUUAUAUUAUAUUUACGCCUGGAGUUCAUUUAAGUGAAGAUUAUUGGAAGGAUCCUAAAAAAUUUGAUGUUGAUAGGUUUAUCGAUACCGAUGGACAAAGUCAGCAAAAGAAGCAUAAUUUAUUGGCGUGGGGUGGUGGGCUAAAACAGUGUCCUGGUAGAAAACUAGUAAUGAUCGAGCUGAAAUGCCUGUUAGUAUUGGCAUUCAGGAAUUGGGAUAUCGAGUUGGUAAACCCAAGUUCUUCGUUGGAGU
This is a messenger RNA of Acaulospora morrowiae, 1600 nucleotides long. The record is from the annotation of a GenBank genome assembly. NCBI's taxonomy places the organism in Eukaryota, Fungi, Glomeromycota, Glomeromycetes, Diversisporales, Acaulosporaceae.